Molecule: messenger RNA, 2151 nt
Organism: Herpailurus yagouaroundi (jaguarundi)
Lineage: Eukaryota; Metazoa; Chordata; Mammalia; Carnivora; Felidae
Product: KIAA1191 ortholog
Exons: 7
Coding region: 1-918 (305 amino acids)
Cellular component (GO): cytoplasm
Source: RefSeq, a predicted model, not a curated record
AUGGCUUCGAGACAACCAGAAGUGCCUGCUCUAGAGCCUAGUGGGCCUCUAGGCAAGAUGUCCCUGCCCAUCGGGAUGUACCGCCGGGCAUUCAGCUAUGAUGAUGCCCUCGAGGACCCUACACCCAUGACUCCUCCUCCAUCGGACAUGGGCAGCAUCCCCUGGAAGCCAGUGAUUCCAGAGCGCAAGUAUCAGCACCUCGCCAAGGCGGAGGAAGGGGAGGCCAGUGUCUCCUCCCCUGCCAUGACCAUGUCAUCGGCCACUGACAGUGUGGACAAGGCCCCUGUGGUGAAGGCUAAAGCUACUCAUGUCAUCAUGAAUUCUCUGAUCACAAAACAGACCCAGGAGAGCAUUCAGCGUUUUGAGCAACAGGCAGGGCUGAGAGAUGCUGGCUACACACCCCACAAGGGCCUUACCACCGAGGAGACCAAGUACCUGCGAGUGGCAGAAGCACUCCACAAAUUAAAGCUACAGAGUGGAGAGAUAACAAGAGAAGAGAAGCAGCCGGCCUCAGCCCAGUCCACCCCCAGCAGCACCCCGCACUCCUCCCCUAAGCAGAAGUCCAGAGGCUGGUUCACUUCUGGUUCUUCCACAGCCUUACCUGGCCCAAAUCCUGGCCCCAUGGAUUCUGCAAGUGGGGACAAGGACAGAAACUUGGCAGAUAAAUGGAGCCUCUUUGGACCAAGAUCCCUCCAGAAGUCUGAUUCAGGAGGUUUUGCCACCCAGGCUUACAGAGGAGCCCAGAAACCUUCUCCGAUGGAACUGAUCCGUGCCCAGGCCACCCGCAUGGCUGAAGAUCCAGCAACCUUCAAGCCACCCAAGAUGGACAUCCCAGUGGUGGAAGGGAAGAAACAACCGCCACGGACCCACAAUCUCAAACCCCGUGACUUAAAUGUGCUCACACCCACUGGCUUCUAGAGCUCUUUGUAUUCCAGGGACUCUGGAUAGAGGAUAUCUUGUAUCCAAUUCUCUUUUUACCUUGGCUUUGACAUAGGAAAGGUUUCUUUUUUUUUUUUUUUUUUUAACCUCUUAAACCGAGGCUAGAGCUGGAGAUAUAAUUGGGUUUUGAGGAAUGUUAGUGCAAAGCUUAUCCUUGUGUGGAAGAAGCCAUUUUGUAUGGUUUAAAGUUAAAUCCCAGCAGUGAUGUAUGGGGGACCUCAUUACCCAUUUUUGUAUCAUUUACCUUAGACAAGAACUUUGAUCACUGCUUACUAGGUAAAUAAUGUUUGUGUUGGUCCAGAACUGAGGCUUCUUGAUGUCUUUACCACUAUCAACACGUGUGCAUGGAGAAACCAUGAAAUAGAUGUAUUCACGAGCUAGUUUAGACUUUGGCCCUCUUGACUAGUGUACUUCUGUGUGUUCCAGCCUUGUCCGUGGGGUACCUGAGAUCUAUUUGAGCCAGACUCGGCAGGGACCCCUCUCCCUAUGCUGAAACCGGAGCGUCCUUGCCUUUCGGUAGGCCUUACGGAUCAUGUCAUCUUGCAGCCACUCAUCGCCGGAGUGCCUCUUUGGCCAGUGCUGUUGGAGGGAUGCUUCUCUUAUGUGUCACAGAGCAAACACUAGUCUUGCAUAUCCUUUUUUGCGCUUUGAAAAUGAGAGUAACUCACAAUUCGGUUGAAAACUUCCUAAGGGAGGAAAUUUAGUGUACUGGUUUGGUAUAGAUAAAUGGAUGUUAAACUUUUCUGGUAUGGAAGGUGGUACCUACAUUUAGAUUAUAGUCAUUGAGGUUCAUGUGAAACCAGUGUCACCCUAUUUUGAAUUUUUUUUUUCCAUUUUGAUUUUCUUGUUCAGGCGAAGCAUAAAACUUUUUUUUUUUUUUUUCUGAGAGGUAGAAGAAUUUAAAAAUUUUCUAUAUGAAAUCAUUGUCCCCCACAAAGAGCUGCAUACUUUUAUAAAUAUGUAAGUUACUGAAGAACAUUUAUUUUUCCUCUCACCAUGUAUAUGUUCAGUCAUUGUUCUAAACACAGUCUCAAAUUCCCACUGUUUUAUUUUGGAUAGUGUCCUGUCUACAUAAGGACCUGGGCUGACCUUUCCAUAGAGAAGCCCUGGAGUCUAAAAUGAUCAGAAUAAUUAAUUUAUUUGUGUCUUCUGUUCUGUAUGCUUGUAUUUCUUAUUUGUUUUGACAAUAAAAAUCCUUAGUGCUUUCUCAAA